GACUUUGGAAAUCUUCGAGGCGAUCAUGCUAGGGUCAAUGGAGGUACUGCUAUUGAACCCUUGAGACGCUCCGAAUCCCUAGAGCAAACUCCACAGACCAAUCCUAUGGACAUCGAGAUCUCUAACUAUGCAAAUAGCGAGCAGAAGCUUUCUUGGGACGUCGAUGAUGUCGCCGAAUUAUCACUCUCGGAGAUUCUAGAGAGGUUCUAGAAGCCUCGUCACCUGUUUUCCCGCCAUGCAUUGCUCUUGUUCAAGCAAGGCACGAAGAAAGGAGCUACUUAUCGAGAGCUCAUAAUGGAGGUCGCAAGGGCAUGGAAGAAGCUGUCAGACGAAGAUGUCAAUGAUUGGAAUGACCGUUAUACGCAUCUCCUCUCUGGUGAUGUCACAGUGCUGCUUCCACCUAAGGAAGAGAGUCAGCCUUCCGACUAUACUGAGGAACAGAGUACACUAGAGACAAAUGACGGAAAGCCCGAAGCGGUGCAACGUGGGAAGCCUUCACCCAACAAAGACCAACAUCAUCAUACAGAUGACGAAAAACCCUACGUACUACCGCUUGGGAAUCACUUUUCCCACGCAGAGCAAGGGCAUCGGACACAUGACGAGAACCCCCACGCACUGGAGCGGAGAAACCGCCAUUCUAAGACGGAGCAAGAGUAUGAGACAGAUACUAGGAGCGAUACUCCAGUGCUAGAUCAUACACGACAAGAUCAUGAGGCUAGUCUGAGCGCCCGAACACCUGUUACGGGCACUCCUCUCAAGCCAACUACUCAUCUUACAGAGCCAGACACAAUCAUCGAAAACACUCCGGUACUGGAGCGCGGAAGCCGUGCUGAGAAGACAGAUCUUGAAGAGAAGAAAAGCCUUGCGAGCUCUUCUCCGGUGCCAGACCGCACACAACAAGAUCGUAGUAUCACGCAGAACGCUCAGACGCUUGUUACAGGUACUCCUCGCAAGCGCAAGUCAUUAUUCGUGGGUCUAGGCACAACGAGCGAGAAUUCUCAGAUACUGGGGAGCGGAGAACCUCAACCCGAGCUAAAACUAGAACCCAAAGCGAUUGUCGCGAGUAUGAGCCUACCUCCGUAUAGCACACGACAAGAGGAUGGUGUCCUAGAUGAGAUCCGAGCACCUGUCCCUCUUCAUACCGUAGCGAUCCUGGAACGCGGGGUCGCUGAGAAUGCCCAAGACUCUACUCUCCACCGUGCAGCUGUAAUUACUAGAGCCUAUAGUGGACAUAACCCACCACCUGGUGCGCCAAUCAGACCGAGAUCAGCUCUGCAAUCGGAUGGACCUCUUCAUCCAGCUAUAAUGACGAGAGAAGAUUACUACAGGAACUCCUCUACCCCAAUCGUCGAUCUUCUCUGCGGCCCACGGGACUUCCAUCCUCACGAGGAACAAACCAUAAUCAGAUUGAUUUCGAACGAACUCCGCCAGCGGAUUCGUGUUCGCAAGCCUACUGUCCCAAUGCCGGGGGGCGCCAGGCCCCUUACACUUAACCCCAAAGUGACCGAGGACCAUGUGUCUGGGUUUUUCAGGUCCAUAGAGUCAGACGGCCCGUCCAGAUGCCGUAAUCUAAUCGAGAAGGACCUUCGGCUGUGGGUAUCAGCAGAUCCACGUGCGUUUCCCGAACUUCGGACGUGCCCUGUCAUGUUUGUAGCGUUGAGGACGGAUACGACUCCUUGUGUAGAUUCGCUCUAUCGGAACGGGCCCAUUAUAACUGUAAAUAAUUGUCAGACAGCACUGAAGUAUAUCUGUGACACUGCGGAGGAGGCUUCAUCCAGAUAGCUACGAAAACGAGUUUCAGGGUCGAAGCAAGUUGCGUGAGCAACUCGUGUCGGCUAUCAGAAUG
Molecule: messenger RNA, 1846 nt
Organism: Mytilinidion resinicola
Lineage: Eukaryota; Fungi; Ascomycota; Dothideomycetes; Mytilinidiales; Mytilinidiaceae
Exons: 4
Coding region: 295-1782 (495 amino acids)
Source: RefSeq, a predicted model, not a curated record